AGGUCUAAAAACAGAGAACGCAUGAACUAGCCUUAAACAAUCAAUUAAUUAAACUCAUUACAUUUAAUUUAAUUUAAUUUGAGAUAAAUUUCACAUAAAUUAAGCAGACAUGAACUACUAUAAAUAAGGGCAAGCAUCCCAUGUUUUAAACUCACAAUUCAUAUCUUUUCUUAUUCAUCAGAUAGCAUAGCACUAAUACAGUCCAAACUUUCCAUAUAGUAGUCCAAAAAGAAAAGAAAAACAAUGGAAAACAAAAUGAUGGGUUGGUCUCUGCGUCUGCUAGGUUUGGGUAUGAUGAUGAUGUUCUUGGUGGCCAAUUCAGCUAGUCCGAGUCCUAGUCCGAGUCCCAGUCCUAGUCCUAGUGCUAAUGAUAUAACAUGCAAAGAAGCCGUUACGAAAUUGCUGCCAUGUACAGGCUACUUGUCGGGGUCGGACCCGCCAACGCCGAGCGUUAGCUGCUGUUUGGCUUGCCAAGAAGUAUUUCAAGCGGCCAACACCACCGCCGUACGCAGAGACCUCUGCGUAUGUUUAAAGCAAGCUGCCAUUGAGUAUAAAGUUGUGCCUGACAGAGCUCGAAAGCUUCCCCAACUUUGCAAUCUUCAAGGCCUUGACAUACCCAUUGACCCCAGCGUCGACUGCAGCACAAUCAAACCGUACUAAAAUGGUGGAGAAGAUGGGAAGCGCUAGUAAUUUGGUGGAGAGAGAUUGCCAAAACUAGCUAGUUUUAUUGUGAUGAUGGGAAGAUAUUAGAGCUUUCCCUUCCCUUUUGUUAUCCUACCUAGUCAUGCUUUGAAAGACUGAUUUCAUGAAUAAAGGGAUAAUUGGCUUU
Molecule: messenger RNA, 829 nt
Organism: Humulus lupulus (European hop)
Lineage: Eukaryota; Viridiplantae; Streptophyta; Magnoliopsida; Rosales; Cannabaceae
Product: non-specific lipid-transfer protein AP10-like
Exons: 2
Coding region: 244-660 (138 amino acids)
Biological process (GO): lipid transport
Cellular component (GO): membrane
Molecular function (GO): lipid binding
Source: RefSeq, a predicted model, not a curated record